ACGGGGCGGCCGGGCGGCGGCGCUGGAAGAUUAAGGGAGAGAGCGGCGGAGGAGAGACAGAGUGUUUUAAUAUGUUGACCUCAUCGUAUUCCAUGAAAUCUGUCUCUUUUCAAGGCAUAGGACUGAAAACCUACAGUAAGUGGAAUGUCCCCAGUCUGGCCAGUACUGAAAUCUCAAGAAGGAAGAAGAGCAAACGAAUCAAAUCAAACUUUUUUGGUAUUGAGGUCUUGGACCAUCUUGAAUGGCUGAACUGGGAUCCGGGGAUAGAAUCCACCAAACAUCUAAUAUUAAAGAACGUACAGUUCAAAACUCAAAAACUCAAGUACAGCUCUCCAUCCACUGAAUUCUUCACUACGCUGUUCCCACAGUCAGUGGUCUUGGGUGCAGGGACCUCUUACUCUCUGCCAGUCACUUUUUGUGCUCUUGAGAAGAAAGACUAUGAGGAUUGCAUUGUGUUUGAGACGAAAACCGGGUCAUUUACUAUUCAGCUGCGUGCUUCUCUGCCCUCCCAUGAUGUGGAGAUACCUGAUUGGCUGUGCAUACCACCAUGUGGAGUCUACGAAAACUCAGAGGUCACAUUUUACUUGCAUAACAAUAGUCAGCUGCCCACACGCUUCUAUUUUGAAGUGCCCAGUCCUUUCGUUUUAGUGCCAUCUAAUGGCAUACUGCCACCAUGGGAUGAUUACAAGAUUAAGGUUCAGUUCAAACCAGAGACCCCUAAUAUAUUUGAUGCAAUUGCUAUCUGCAAAUUUGGAGAUGAUAAAAGUGAGAAAUAUUUAAAGCUGGAAGCAACAGCCAAAUACCCUCAUCUGUUGGUGAGUGCACUAAAUGAAGAGUCACAGACAUCCUCACAGGAGGAUACACAGAGCAUCCUAAACUUUGGACAUGUUGCUGUUGGCAGCACUGUUAUGAAAUUUAUGGAGAUUCAUAACUUCUCAGUGGUGAACAGUUCAUUUCAAAUCAUGCAUAACCAGCACCCUGCACCACUCAACUCGGAAUUUGUUUGUGAGGUCAGUGAGGGCACUGUUCAAGCCAGCGGCAGGUACCAGAUCCCCAUUAUGUUCACUCCUCAGACUGUUGGUACUCAAAGUGUCGAUUACUUCCAUGUGGUGCGGCCCAACAACAGCUCUACAUCCGUGCUGAAGACGAUUGGAUCAUGUAAAGGUACAAAUUAUUUCCAACAGGAUAAAGCCAAGCUGAAACAAUACAAAAUCACUAAUAAGAUGUCCUAUAAAGCUCCUGAUCCUUUGUUUGUGGAUCUAAUUGGCACUUGCCACACGGACCAGUUGACGCCAGCAAUUCUGAAGCCCAGACACAUUGAGCUGUACCGUACUAACAUGGUGCGUGGACUGACAUUCUACCCACCUGAUAUAUUGAGUAUGAUGCUACAGGAGGGCAAACUGCAGCUCCUUGCUGAUGGCACGCUGAUUUUGGCUCCUGAUCAAUGUUGCAUGAUUGCCGAGAAGAGCGAUAAUGAGGACUAUCCAACGGCUCCAAUAUUGUUCCCCAAUAUUCCUUCUAUUGUUGAGUAUUUUGACGAUGGCAUCCAAAAUGAUGUUACCAUGUUUCCACCUCAUGUUUCAGUCAGUGAGAGAAAGUUAGAUUUCGGCAAGUGCCUGGAGCUCAGCCAGAUUAACCCUCUUCCUCUUUCAAUGACGAAUCACACAAAAGGCAAGGUCACAGUUCUCUGGACAUCUCCAUCAGGCAGCAUCUUCACUGUGGUACCACAAACCAUCGACAUCCCUCCUUUGAAGAGUAUGGCUUUCCGCAUCUAUUUCACUCCUGAUAAGCUCAAUAUGCUAUAUGCAGCUGAACUGGAAUGCUUUGCUUAUUAUAAGGUCAUACGUGAUUACCGUUUAGUGGAUGACAGGACAUUCUGUCCACCAUGGUCCGUCACAGUAAGUGUGCAAGCGAACACCUUCCAGCCAGGACAUGAGCAUUUCAUUCCCAAAUGUGUCCUUGAGUCUCUUGAAGUGGUGUUGCCAGCAGUGAAUGAGAAAGGAACGAUUUACAAGACCCUGCUGCUCAAGAAUACAGGGAACAUGGUCAUUACCUUUUCUGUGGAAAAGCAGCAUGAAAGCACCAUCAGAAUCAAACCAGAUGUAGGUUUUGUGCUCCCUCAAACACAUCAGAUAUUGACAGUGCGAGGGACCCCACAGAAUGAGAGCCUUACCAAACACACAGUGCUACUACAUCUGAAUGCCUCAGAGAAAUUCAAUCAGGAGAUUAGGUUGUACUCCAUGGUUGAAAAGCCACAGAUAAUUCUGGAUGGAAAUGGAUAUCUGUACUUUAAGCCAACAUGUGUUGGCACUUUGUCGGAACGAUCCUAUCUCAUUAAGAAUGUGUGUCGGAUGCCAUUGUACUUUCAAUGGAAGAUAUCAACAGCUAACUCCAGGGUCUUGUCUGUUCAACCAACUUUUGGGAUCAUUCAGGCCAACGAAGCACUGACACAAACUUGGUCUUUCUAUCCACAAGAACAGCGGAAAUAUUUCCUGAAACCUUACAUUUUCAUAUGGGGAGUGAAAGGUCCACACUGCCCAGACCUAGGGAAGAAGAUCCGCCUCACCCUCCGAGUAGUUGGUGAAGGAUCAAAGGGCAGAAUAACGGCUGAGAAAGACCAUAUACAUUUGGGAGACAUCCUGAUUGGCAAUAUUAAGUCAGAUGACCUUGUACUGGUCAAUAAUGAGCCAUGCUCUUUGAAUUUUGAACUGAAUGUCAAGCAGGACAUCACUGGACUAUGUGAUCCUGAUGAGGUGGUGAAAGAUCCGAUGGCUUUUAAAGUGAAAUAUCACCAUGGCACAAUUCCUGCGAGGUCAAAAGUCUGCUUUCGGUUCACUGUCCGGCCUGUUCGAAGGCUUCGUUACACCUGGACAAUUAGCUCCAAGAUUCUCUCUGCUAAAGUGCUGGAACCUGAUGAAAGUAAGGAGGGAAAACCUUUGUGUCGUGUGACAGCUGAUGGAGUCUACCCAAUGAUAUUCAUCUCGGAUGCUCGUUGUCUGGGGAGCAUUAGUGGCAUCAGCAAGCAGCAGCUCUGGCGCCUCUUCUCACUGGACACACUCAACGAGUACCUGCAGCGUGAUCCCACAGAGAGUGAGCAGCUAUACCAGGUGCCAACCAGACACUGCAUGAGUCGAUGUCCCUCGGUGUCUACUCCAGUGAUGGUGGAUUUCAACUUUGGAGCAGCACCCAUCUGUGCAGAUCCAUCCAUUGUCCUGCUAAUGAUUGAGAACAAAGAGAUGACACCUGCUGACUGGGCCUUCCUGUUUCCGAAAGACCAACAACUGGACGUGGAAUACUGGGCGGAGACUGGAGAAUUCAACCCCACUGAGCUGCACGAAAUGAGGAUUGACGAUAAUCGGCUCUUCACUGUGGAACCAAAAUCUGGAUGCUUGCUUCCUGGACAACGAGAAACCAUUCAACUAACUUACAGGCAUGAAUAUACAGGCACUGAUCGGAUCCCCAUUGUAUUGAAACUUUCACAUGGUCGUGAAAUUUUGUUAAAUUUCAUCGGCAUCACGGUGCCCAAAGAUCGUUGCUACAUUCACUUUCUUGUCACUCAUCAUAAGUUUGCACCAGUUUGUAUCAGCACUUCCAACCCACCUAAGCAGAUUUAUGAGCUAUACAAUGGAGGCUCGGUGCGAGUUAUAUAUGACAUUCAACUGGAUUCUGUGAAAGACGUUAAGGAGCAGAACUACAACCAUCCCAUCUUCCAGUGCCUGAACCCACGAGGAGAGAUCCAGCCAGGAAUGACUGCUUACAUUGAGUGGAUUUUCUCACCACUUGAGGCUCGAUCCUACUCGGUGAAUGUCCCUAUCCACAUCCUUAAUGGAGACUCUGCCUUGGUGACUUUCACAGGUAUAGGGUAUGACGCACGGGUGCUAGGCAGCAGUGCCUCUUUCAAUGACCCUUCUUCAUACUUUGGAGCUCCACCUAUUCAGCGAGCUCCAGUCCUCGGGCAGCUGAUGUUUUUGUCAGAAGAGCGGAUAUCUUUUGGAAAUGUUCCUGUCUUCACAAAAUCAAGCCGCAUGAUCUUCUUGUACAAUGUUUCCGAGACAGAAGAUAUUUCAUACAAAUGGUACGCGAUGUCAGUGCACAUCACUGAGGUUUUGAAUGUUAGUCCUGUCUGUGGAGUGCUUCAUCCUGGAGACAGCACACAUUGCAUUGUCACGCUGAGAACACAUAAAAACCCUUGCUUCUAUGACUUAGAUUUAAUCUGUGAGGUUUACUCCAAGCAACAGCUGACACAGUAUCAGAAGGAACUCCAGGACUGGGAGAAAGAGAAGGAACGGCAAGAAGUUGAAUUCACUAUCACAGAACGGGGUCUGCAGGACUGCCAACAGCCAGUGUUCCAAAGACAGUGUUGCAAAGACAUGCACAGAAUUUAUAGGAAGUCACAAAGGGAAGCAAGCAUUAUGAAGUACAAGACGCUCCCUCCAAUCAAGGAGCCGAAGGAAACAUGGGAAGGUCAACACAGUGAAAAACCCACCCCAGGAACAUGGCCGAAACCAACACCAGUUAAACCAUUCUUGCUACAUCUAGGAGUCACUGCCAGAUCCCAUUCCAUGGAGGAAUAUCACAAGAACUUUCCAGCAGAAGUUUCUAAGCACUACAUCUUGAGAAACCUUAUAUCAGAACCACUGUCGUCUAGUUCACAACCUGGAUGCAAGGAGAAAACAUGUGGAAAGUCGGAGAAUAAUUCAGCUGAUUGCCUCUUGUCUGCGUCAAAAGAAGACUGGAAGCUUGUAACUGAUAUCAUCACAACAGUUCUGAGGUGUCUGCAGGAAGACUGUCACUUUCAGCACGUACUGGUUGAAGGAACUGCUGAGCCCAUCCCUUAUUAUAGACAAUUCUGGAGUGAGGAUGCUGAAGAGUUGGCUCUGAAGAGCAAUGAGCUUGCAAAAUCGAAGGAUGCAGACGCUUCCCAGGUUCAGGAAUCGGACAAUAUCCAACCCAUAGAAACCAAAAAAGAGCAGAUCUCAUCUAUACCAGUGGCUUCUGAUGCUGGUGGGGAUCAGGAGCCAGACAAUACUCAAACAACAGAUGCUGACAUAGAAUUGACAUUGACUGUGACAAAGCACAGAGACUCUGUUCAGGAUCAGGAUGCGGACAACAGUCAACGAAAUGAAGGUGAAGGAGAGGAGGCCUCGACUGUAGCUGACAGCUCAGAUGAUGGUCUGAGCCAGGAACUGGAAAACACCCAACAGACAGAAACCGAAGAUGAGUUGACCUCGAAUAUACCACGGAGUUCCGAUGGCGUUCAGGGCCAGGAACUCGAUGACGCCCAACCAACGGAAGCCGAAGAGGAUGUGAACUCGAUGACAUCAGCAGUUCCUGAUGCAAAUCAGAGCUUGGAGCAGGCUGGUAAUGAAACGGAGGAAGACUGGCUGACUGAGGAAAUGCAAGCGUCAUUGAGUGCCAUUCGCAUGGAAGAGCAGCUCGCGCGGAGGCGAAAUCUGAAAAGAAUCCCGGAGUUCUGUGACUUCUUGGAAUCAAUUCUGGAGAACACGCUGCAGAACAUAUUGAUAGAAGCCAGUCGUGGGGAGGUCGUUCUGACAGCUCGACCUAGGGUAAUCAGUCUGCCUCCUGUAACAUCCAGAACUACUCUGGAGCCUUUUAGCAUCCAAGAUAUUUCACCGAGUAAGGAAGAAUUGGAUCGCAGCAUCCCCACGAGUGAACUUUUUGCUGAGGUAGAGUUCUCUAACCCAGAGAGUCCUGAAGCACCUUUGAGCUCUGACUAGGACAGUGAAUGUCGAUAUUCAUAUCUGCUUGGAAAUGGGAGAUCAGCAUCGAUCACAGUCAUGAAUGCGCAAGCUGUAUCUUAUGGCAAUUUUUCAUUAAAUAUGUGGCUGAAACCUGAAGACCACUACAAAUCUUACAUCUCAUUGACCGCCAGUGGCAUCAGCAGCCGUACUAUCUAAUGUUUGAACUGUUGCCCCUCACUUUCAGAAGUACUAAACCCUGGAUGAGGAGGCACUACUCUAGGUUUGGAGCAAAUAUUAGGUUAAACAAGAAAACAAUCUGAUUUGAACCGGAGGGGGGAGGGGGGAGGGGGGAAGAAAAUGAAAGCCACAAUUCUGGAACAUUCCAAAAAUUAAUGGAAUAAAUUAUAUUUGUUAGUUGUUAAGUAAACAAGGAUAGUUAGUUAAUGUUAAAAUGCAAGCAACUAGCAAGAUCCCCUUGGCCACGGUGUUGCAUAUUUUAGUUUGAAUGGUUAUGGAUGGAGUUAAUGACUAGGUUUUGCUAAGCAUUCCAAUAUUUGUUGUUAAAUAGAAUGCCA
Rhincodon typus (whale shark) is the source of this 6277-nucleotide messenger RNA. It is a transcript of the gene cfap65, whose product is annotated as cilia and flagella associated protein 65. Bases 72 to 5738 code for a protein of 1888 amino acids. The transcript has 34 exons. NCBI's taxonomy places the organism in Eukaryota, Metazoa, Chordata, Chondrichthyes, Orectolobiformes, Rhincodontidae. The record is from RefSeq and is a predicted model, not a curated record.